UUUCCGUCCUCAGACCGCUUUGAUUGCUGUUCGCUUCUUGUGUUGGCGCUUUACAGACAAAAGCAAGAAAGGAGUGAGAGAAAAGACAAGCAGUGUAUCAUAAACUGACACGUGUUAGACUGAACAUCCAGAAGAGUAAGGUGCAAGAGAAGUGAUGAAGUGUUAGGACGUCGUCUUGCAUAUGGCAGGAGGGAUGCCAAGAAGGUCAGUAAACAUGAUUAAAAGAAGCCUCCUUUCCUGUUCACAUGUGCAUGCAGUGAGGUGUCUAAUGGCCUGCAGGCUCAGUCUGCCCAUGUGAGAAGGGAAUCUUAGAUGAGAAGAGCAAACACUUAAGGGGAGAGAGAGAAGAGUUUUACACGGAACAAUGGCCUCAGCCAAAGAGGAUGACGUGAAUGAAAAGCUGGCACACAUGAAGCAAGAGAUUUGUGAUUGGACUGCGGCAGACGAUUUGUGUGUGAAGCUGGAUGAUCACGAAAGAAGAAUGACAGGCAUUAAAGAGGAGGAGUGCAAGGGGGAGAUUGUUGAAGUUAAAGUGGAGGAUUCGGAAGAUUUCUCAGUUAUCCUUGAACUGCCAAACCCUGAAAGUGCGACUGUUUUUAAACAAGAGAUUUGUGAAGACUCUCAGCCCUGGGUCACGAAUACAGGACAACUCCCUACCCAGCAGAAUUGUGUGGAGCUGAAAUCGGAGUUUUCCGAGUCUAAAGAGAAAAUGAAUGAAGGAGAUGGGAGAGAAGUAGAGGAGCAGCAGUCAUCUGAGAGUGCUGGAAUAAAUUUCCAGGAGAACGUUGGCUUUUCUUCAUCAUCAUUUGCUCAAACGUCUCUUCAGUGCAGAUUGCAACAAGACAAGGACAAGGUGAACAAAUCAACAAAAGGAUUAGAGAAUUUAACCUCAGCCUCUUUCCAGUGCCAUUAUCUUCCUGCUGCCAAACAGAUACAGACAGAAGCCAUAAGUAAGGAUCAACAAGUGCUUAACGCCGACCAAGAGGCAUUGUAUAUCAACAGAAAGUGUGGAAAAACUUUUAAAAACAAAUCUGACGGUAAAGAUAUGUCAGCUCAUGCAAUUCAGAAGCCUUUUGCCUGUUCUGAAUGUGGUAAACUAUUUCCUCUCAGAAAAGGUCUGCACAGACAUAAAAGGAUUCACACUGGAGAAAAAACCCACUGCUGUCCCGAGUGUGGCAAACGAUUCCCCGAUAACAGUGCUCUUCAGCGGCAUGCACGAGUGCAUACGGGAGAGAAGCCAUACACCUGUGCAGAAUGUGGCAAAAGAUUUUCCCAUAACAACAGUCUUCAGAAUCAUAAAAAAAUACACUUGGGAGAAAAACCCUAUUGCUGUUCUGUGUGUGGUAAAGGAUUCUCAUUUUUAAGUAAUUUUUAUAGCCACUUCAGAAUUCACAGUGGAGAGAAGCCCUAUUGUUGUAGUGAAUGUGGCAAACGUUUUGCACGAAUAAACAAUCUUAGGACACACACAAGAAUCCACACUCAAGAAAAGCCAUAUUGCUGUCCUGAAUGUGGUAAACGAUGUGCUAAUCGUAGCAAUCUCCAAAGACAUAUGCAAGUGCAUACUGGCGAAAGGCCCUAUUCUUGUUUUGAAUGUGGCAAGCAGUUCUUUGAACGUAGUGGUCUUCAGCGGCACUCACGAAUUCAUACUGGAGAAAAACCUUUUUGCUGUUCUGAAUGUGGCAAACGAUUUUCUGACCGUAGCUCUCUCCAAACACACACACGGAUUCAUACCGGAGAAAAGCCGUACUGCUGUUCCGAAUGUGGAAAACGGUUCUCUCACCAUGGCUCUUUUCGGCAGCACACACAAACUCAUACAGGCGAGAAGCCGUAUCACUGUUCUGAAUGUGGUAAACGAUUUUCACAAAAAUGUGGCCUUAAGUACCACUCAAAAAUUCACACUAGAGAGACGAGAGUCACAGCUGAGCUAGCUGUGGAGCAAAACAACUGAAACUAUGUCGGCAUUGUGAGUUCAGCUGGUUAUCAAAAGAAAUUCCAGGGUUUCUCGUCUCCCUAUCAAUUACCAUCACUCUGUACCGGCUGCAGAAAGAGACUUCAUGAGGAACAGUUCAUAUGCUACCACAAGGCCUUGCUGCAUAUUUACAGGAGUAACAUUCAUGAUAGUGCAAGAAAAAUGUCCAGAUUGAAGUGUGACUGUGAAUUUCUCCGAAAGGGGUUUGAGCACUGAGAGAAGAAUUCUCAUUGGUGUUCAGAAUGUGGGGAAGAGUUUCUUACAGAAUGGUACACUUCAGCAACACAUAAUAAUUAAUAUUGGACGGAAACUGUUUUCAGAAAAGCUGGAUGCUUUUUGGUCCAUAGUUCAACUGUUACAUAGUCUCCUUAGUGUUAUGACGACUUUCGUACAAAACAGCCGAAAGUGUUGAUUUUUUGCAACAGAAAAAUGCAAAUACCAAAACUUCAACAUAAUCAAAGUAGAAAAGGCAUGUCGAGUGUCCACUGCUAUACUGAUGUAGACUUAGUUACGAGCUUUGUGUGAUUUAUUUUGAAACAGUCACCCAUACACAUAGGCACCAUUCAAGCAGAUGUCAAAAGAUUUGUUUGUAAUUUUUUUGUCUGUUGCUUGUACAUGAGAGGGUAGAAUGUUGGUGCCCAGUCCACAGAAUCCAUGCACCCCUUGUGGUUUUGUAGGCUACCCCAGAGCCACGCUUAGUGACUUCCACAUUUUCCCUGACAGGAACUGACAGUUGCAGCACUGAGAGCAGCGUUUAGGAGGCAGACAUCUUUCUUGUACUUCUACUCCUUUGCAAUCCUUUUACCUUUUUGCCACACGGCUGCUAAGUGUUCAUGUGACCGGAGUCAUUAGGAAUGUUAUGACGAUAUAGCUGUACAGUGCCGUAUGCUUCAGUUUUCUUUUAAAGUAAGAUCUCGAGCAGUUUAGGUGAGGUAUAGAAACUGUCCACCAUUAUACAGUUGCCUUGGUCAAACAAGGGGUCUGCUAGUGACAGCACAGAUGAUGUAGCAAAUCUAUAUUGACUGUACUUGCUAUUGAUGGACUGUUAGAAUACAGGCAUAGAUUAUAGUGUGAGGUUUCUAAACGCUUUUUGGAUUCCACCCAACGGGUCGACACGCUGAAGAGCAUCCCGAAGCGCCAUUGCCACGUCUUUGGAAGACAGCAUAUCCAUUGCCGGGGCAAACGCAGGUUCGCAGUGAAAGCAAAUCCGAGCCGACCACAUUCACGCUGUAAGUGCCUGUAGUCCAUGGGUGAUGAAAGGAGCAUUAUAAAUGCAGGGAACAGUAUAACUUGACCACGACCCUGUCUGACUGCUGUGUCUGUGUAUAUGAGAGUGGUAGAUCCUGCUACAAUAAAUGACUGUGCUGUUCCUGUUUCAGGCUGAAUAAAAGCUGAUUUUGCUAAAGGACUGAA
This is a messenger RNA of Erpetoichthys calabaricus (reedfish), 3382 nucleotides long. Its product is annotated as zinc finger protein OZF-like. Gene Ontology annotation, molecular function: RNA polymerase II cis-regulatory region sequence-specific DNA binding; DNA-binding transcription factor activity, RNA polymerase II-specific. Lineage: Eukaryota; Metazoa; Chordata; Cladistia; Polypteriformes; Polypteridae. The transcript has 4 exons. Gene Ontology annotation, biological process: regulation of transcription by RNA polymerase II. Bases 365 to 1948 code for a protein of 527 amino acids. The record is from RefSeq and is a predicted model, not a curated record.